UCUCUCUCUCUCUCACACCUCCCAUCUUUCUCUCAUUCUCUGUCCCCCUCUCUCUCUCUCUCAAAACUUCAAAAAUAGCUUCAAUGGUUUGAUCACAUCGCACAAACAUAGUUUUGCUGGAAAUGGGGAAGAAAGGAAGUACUGGGUGGUUCUCAACGGUGAAGAAGAAAGUCUUUAAAUCCUCUCCUAAAGAUUCAAAGAGAGAGAGCAACGUUAGCAACAACGACGCCGAUAGGUGGCAGCAGCAACACGACACGCAAGAAGUCGUAUCUUUUGAAAAUUUCCCGGCGGAAAGUUCGCCGGAGAUCUCACAUGACGUCGAGAGCACAGCUUCUACUCCGGCAACCAACGUUGGAGAGAGAAAACACGCCAUGGCUGUGGCUAUAGCCACGGCAGCUGCUGCCGAAGCAGCCGUUGCAGCCGCACAAGCUGCUGCUAAAGUCGUUCGGCUUGCAGGCUACAACCACCGGACGGAGGAAGAUAGUGCCGCCGUGCUCAUCCAAUCACACUACAGGGGCUAUCUGGCAAGACGAGCACUGCGUGCCUUGAAAGGACUAGUAAGGCUUCAAGCAUUAGUCCGUGGCAACCACGUACGAAAACAGGCACAGAUGACUAUGAAAUGUAUGCAAGCUCUGGUUCGUGUCCAAGGCCGAGUUAGAGCAAGAAGGCUCCAAGUGGCCAAUGACCGGUUUAAGAAACAAAUUGAGGAAGAAGAGAAGCGGUCUGGGAUGGAAAAACCGAACAAACGGUUUGCGAAUCUCCAAACCGAUCGAGAGAAAACGAAAAAAUUGCACGAAGUGAACCGAACCAGCGUAUACCAAACUCCAGGAAAUGAAAAAGAGAGGAGUGAGGGAAUGAUGAAAAGAGAGAGGGCUCUUGCUUAUGCGUACACCUACCAGCGGCAAAUGCAACACACAAAUGAUGAUGAUGCAAUUGGAUUUUCUGUUAAUGGGCCUGAUAGACCCCAAUGGGCUUGGAAUUGGCUUGACCAUUGGAUGUCUACACAACCAUACACAGGCCGUCAAACCAACCCUGGACAAUAUAAUCCUCCUCCAUAUCCACCUUUCCCCACGGCCGUGGCGACCACAGCUGGUACAACCACACCUGAUGAAGUAUCGGAGAAGACGGUGGAAAUGGACGUGACCACUCCGACUAGCCUCAAGGACAAGAUAAUCGGUAUGAUUGAUCGAGAGUAUAUAGACUUAGGAUCAUAUAGACAAGCCCAUAAGCAACGUAAAAGCCCAACCCAUAUACCGAGCUAUAUGGCUCCAACUGCAUCUGCAAAGGCUAAAGUUCGUGACCAAGGCACGACCGUGAAGCUUCAAGGAACAUCUUUUAUGCCGUAUUGGAACUCCUCCACCAAAAACGGUUCUAUUAACGGAUCGGGUUGUGAUUCAUCAAGUUCCGGUGGAGCAGUAACAAGUAGUUAUCCCGGUCCUAGGAGUCCUAACCCAAAAAUGGAUAUUCGACGUAAACCGGUUAGUCCUAGUCAAAGUCCUACCGGGUUUGGGAAGAGAAGCUGGAGACAUGAUCACUAGAAGAAGUAUUUUAAUCUCUUUCUUUUUUUGUUGGUUUCUUGAAUAAAAACUUACAUUUGUGUGGUUGGUUAAUUAUCUUGUUUGAAUAUAUCUUCUUUGUUACAUCCACUAAUUGUAUAUGACAUUAAUAAGUGAAUAUAUAUGUAUGUACUCUCGA
Molecule: messenger RNA, 1695 nt
Organism: Eutrema salsugineum
Lineage: Eukaryota; Viridiplantae; Streptophyta; Magnoliopsida; Brassicales; Brassicaceae
Product: protein IQ-DOMAIN 1
Exons: 7
Coding region: 123-1538 (471 amino acids)
Molecular function (GO): protein binding
Source: RefSeq, a predicted model, not a curated record